AUGAGUGAUUACUAUCAACAAUAUCUGCCCUCAGCGGCGGGGAGUGGGGAGUCACCAAACCUCAGCCCCCAAGAUGCCCAAUAUCAACCUCAGCAACAUUCUACACAUAUGGGAAAUAUCAGUCCACCCUUAACAACUCCAUAUCAAAGCCUAGGAUACUUCACCGGCUUUCCUGAUCCAAUUAUGUUUCAGGCUCCCAAAGCCCAGAGCAAUCGAAAUCGCAAGAAAUCUGCGUCGGGGGCAGACCACGUCAAGCAUCGCCGGACACGAUCGGGUUGUUACACUUGUCGAAGUAGACGAGUUAAGUGCGAUGAAACUCAUCCUAUCUGUGAGCGCUGUCGCAAAGGCAAAAGGGAUUGUGUAUACCCGGAAGCCUCUUCUGCAAAGGGGCAAGCUACCGAGCCAGGUUCAUCGAAAGAUACAGGAGCAUUGACUCAAGAACCCAGCCCGAACUCUUCACAAGACGAAGCAGACGAAGAAGGAGAGAAAAAUAUUCGGCUCGAGCCAAUCAUUGACGAAGAGGAACCUACCGAGGCGUUAUCACCGACCUCGUAUUUAGCAGGAUUACGAAGAACGAGUACGACGUCAACCUCAAACGUUUACCGGACUACAACAAGACAGAGUUCCGAAACGCCAUCUUUAGAGGGUAAUAAGAGUGCUUCACCAGCAAUUUCAACGGCUACCUCCGCAAGCAUUCCGAUCUCUUUCCAGAUUCCAGAUUCCUCCCUUCAGUCAGCCGUCCCUCGCCCGGAUUGGUCUCAUUUGCCGACGGACCUGCAGUCUCACCUGACGUACUUUUGCGAAAACAUUAGUUACUAUAGUUACGGGUUGGUCAAUGAUACGGACGACUUCUUCCGCGCAAUCCUGCCUAGUUUGGCCGUGCAGGCUGGUAACGAAGCUCUUCUAAAUGCGGUUGUGGGAUUCUCGGUGUACCAUCAGACCGUUCGGAAUCCCAAUGGCAAAAUCCAAGACUUUUUACGAUAUUAUAAUAAAAGUGUUACGUUACUACUAAGUUACCUCAAGAGACGAGAGAAGCAGGGUGUUGCAACGCUAUUAACCAUAUUGCAGCUCGCAACUAUCGAGGAAUACCUAGGUGAUUGGGUAAAUCUUAUGGGACACCAGAAAGCCGCCUUCGAGAUUUUGACCCGGCUGUUCACACCCCAGACAAUCAUGAAUUCGCCUACGUCCCGAAUACUGCUAACUUGGUAUAUUCGAUUCGACGUCUUUGUAGGAAUGAUGGGAGGAUUCGAAACAAGUCUACCGCGACAAUGGUUCUCAACAGUUGUACAAUUCUGCCAGGAGCACGCUGAAAGGGAUCCGGAGGAUGUAGGGAUGAAGACAGAACUACAUGCUUCUGCGUUGCGACUGAUUUCUAGGGAUAUGUCAAUACUCUAUGCGAGAGGCGGUCGGGGCGAGAUAUCGGGUGAUAAUUUUGCUACAGAACACAACCAUAUUACGGAACGCCUCCACGGAUGGAGAGCCAAUUUAGAUCCUGCUUUGACUGAUCCGAAUUUUCUUGUAACUGAUCUUCCGCACAAAGUCCCGAUAAGCGAAGAUGACAUCGUCGAUCCUUACAAGUCGGGCCUCCUUUACGAUUUGCCCCUAUUCUCGACCACCGAGUUAAUAGCAGAGUGGAAUUCUAUCCUCGUCAUGCACAAGAGUCAAGAGGCAUUUGCAUUACAACAGAAGCCAUCGGAUGAGUUAAGGGGUUUGGCCUAUGCUAUAUGCGAAAUUUUUGAGGCAGUAGAGCGGUGGCCUUCAGCACCAAACGGUGCCCUCGUUCCAGUCCAGGCCUGUCUCGCUAUCGCAGCGCUUUUUCUUCCUCGAGACGAGAAACACCAUAUGUGGUUAAGGCGGAAAUAUGCAAUGUUAGAAUCACUAGGAUACGUUUUCCCACUCACCAUACGAGCUCGAAUGGCAGAAAUAUUUCGCGAACCUUCUUGUAUACAAUGGUGGCUCCCAAACGACGAAGGACUAAGUCCCGUAUUACGAAGCAUCCGUGCUUUUGCGGACGAACGCAACGCGAAUCCUGUUUCUCAGCAAACCGAAUCUCUCCGGGAAAUAAGUGCUAUCUUCGCAAAGAUGCGCCUCGACCCCGAACACGAAGGCGUAUCAUCGCCUGGCGGUGAAUCCAAUAGCGGCGCCUCUUCUUUCUGA
Molecule: messenger RNA, 2157 nt
Organism: Daldinia childiae
Lineage: Eukaryota; Fungi; Ascomycota; Sordariomycetes; Xylariales; Hypoxylaceae
Exons: 5
Coding region: 1-2157 (718 amino acids)
Biological process (GO): positive regulation of transcription by RNA polymerase II
Cellular component (GO): nucleus
Molecular function (GO): DNA-binding transcription factor activity, RNA polymerase II-specific; transcription cis-regulatory region binding; zinc ion binding
Source: RefSeq, a predicted model, not a curated record